Messenger RNA from Striga asiatica, 1428 nucleotides. The record is from the annotation of a GenBank genome assembly. Lineage: Eukaryota; Viridiplantae; Streptophyta; Magnoliopsida; Lamiales; Orobanchaceae.
AUGGGAACUAAGUUCUGGUUAAGUGAAGAUGAAAAAACCCUGGUGGAGAGGAUAUUAGGAACAGAGGCUGCCGAAUAUUUCGCCUGGUCAGCCUCGAACAACAUCCUGUCCGAAUUCACCGCGACAGGUGGCGACCUUGGAGUUCACGACACUCUCUGCAAGCUGGUCGAGCAAGAUCCCGACUAUGCCUACGCCAUUUACUGGCACGUCUCGAAAUCCAAAUCCGGCAGAUCUGCCCUCAUCUGGGGUGAUGGCCACUGCAAAGACUCGUCCGAGAAAGAUAUCAACCGAAACUCGCCGGAAUCCGAAAAUGGCCGAAAAUGGGUCCUUCAAAAGAUCCAUUCUUGCUUUAGGGGAUUAGAGGACGAUAAUAUUGCCGCUAAUCUGGACAGAAUCUCGGAUCUCGAGAUGUUCUACCUCACGUCAAUGUACUUUGCUUUCCCCUUCGACAAACCCUCAAUCCCAUCUCAAUCGUUCAAUUCGGGUCGAACCAUAUGGGUCUCCAACCCAAAAAGCUCCUUAGAAAAAUACGAGUCGAGGUCUUACUUAGCCAGCCUGGUGAAUUUCGGGACUGUCGCUUUUAUUCCUUCGAAAUCGGGCGUUAUCGAAAUCGGAUCGAGAAAAUCCAUACCCGAGGAUAGGAAUAUUGUCCAGAUGUCGAAAUCGAUAGUUGUGAAGCCGAGCCCUUCCCAGCCGAAGCCUGUCCCAAAGAUAUUUGGGCGGGAGCUUAACAUCGGGCCCGGGCCCGGGCCAAGAUUGGGCCCGAGUAAUAUAAUCAGCUUCUCUCCCAAAGUUGAGGAUGGCUCGGUUUUUUCUCCCGAUUCGUCAUUCGACCUGCAACGACAGGUGUAUGGGAAUUCUUCAAACGGGCUUAGCCCGCAAGAAAUCGAGCAAGUAAAGGAAGAUUCUUUCCUAUUGUCCGACGAGAGAAAGCCCAGAAAAAGAGGCCGGAAGCCCGCUAACGGGCGGGAUGAGCCGUUGAAUCAUGUUGAGGCCGAGAGGCAGAGGCGUGAGAAGCUGAACCAGAGGUUUUACGCUUUACGAGCAGUUGUGCCGAAUAUUUCGAAGAUGGAUAAAGCAUCCCUUCUUGGGGAUGCGAUUGCGUACAUCACGGACCUUCAGACAAAGAUUAGGGUUUUGGAGGCCGAAAAGGGGGUUUCGAAGGAGAAUGAGUGUGGCCCAGUUUCGGAUUUCGAUUUUCAGGAGAGAGAAGAAGAUGGGGUUGUGAGGUUUAGUUGCCCGAUUGAGGGGCACCCGGUUUCGAGGGUUUUGGAAGUGUUAAAGGAGGAGAAUUUGAUGGCCCAUGAGUCGGUUAUGAGGAUAAGUGACGGUGGUGAAGUUGUUCAUCAUACGUUUACCGUUCGGGCGGAUGGUGGAGUUAGCGGUGAGGAUUUGAAGGGUAAGUUAAGUGCUGCACUCUUGAAAUGA